AUGGCUUCGUCGCGACCAGAUGGUCGCCGUGACAAUGGCGGCAGCAGAAGCUCCGAUACCGAGCCUUUUCCUGCGAUGCCCGACUAUUCCGCAGCCGGUCCCAGCACGAACACAUUUACGACCACCACAACCACGACGACAACCGUGCCGUCUCGAGGGACGCCUUAUACUAUCACCUCGACGCAACCUUGGGCUCAGGCUCACAACCAACCCUCAAACCAAGUCCCAGUAACCGUGGUCACCCCACCUGAUCAAACAACCUAUGCCCCUACAACGAGAACAACCGUGUCCAUUCCUCAAGUCCCAAGGAAUCGGCCGAUUGGCAUCAGAAGGCUACCCUCCGCGACUUUCAGUCGUGCCCGCGAUGGAGAUGUCACUCCGGGUACUGUUAGUGGGGAUGUUAGCAGGUCCUCCUCGCUUCGAGGACGUAGCAGUUCGGCACCACAACAUGCCAAUCUCGAUAUCGCCGGCCCGAGCGGUGGCUCGACAAGACAAACUCCAAGAAAUUCGCUCCUUCCCACCGUAACAGAAAGCAGCGCCGGUGGUCGAGACACGCUAGGUGAACCCUCCCCCAGCGGGACCAGCAGGAGACGCAGUGUCGGCAAUGCUGCACGAUCUGUCCUUAGUAGGUUCAGCGAUCAUUCUCGAGAGCGUGCGGAGUAUCAAGGGGAGGAAUAUGGUUCCGAUGUGGUAGACCUGUUGGACGUGCUGGACCCGGAGGUCUCCACGUUGACCACAUUGACCAAUGUUCAGAAUUCAUUGUUCGUUCCAGAUCUAGGCAAGUGGCUCAACCGAAGGCCGACAUACGAGUUGAGUCGCCCGUCUACGGUGAGAGGACGGCGUGAGACGAUGGAAGAAAAGGCCACGCCCGGUCUGUUGCCUAUUCCCAGUGAAACGCCACCGGAGGAGGAACUUCCCGGAGAAGUAGGAGAAGAGCCGACAGGUACCGGUACGCCCAUGCAACGGACAUGGUCAUGGCAACGAAAAGCAGCGAAUCUGGAGCGCACCCACAGUAUCUCGUCCGUCGUGUCAGAAUCCCACUAUGCCGUUCUACCCCAUGGAGUCAGAUUGGAUGGGUGGACCGACGAGGACAAGGAAGCCCUGGACGACCACGUUCGACAUAUGUUGCACUCGAAACGGUCCAAAUUCAAGCAAAGCAUGGUGGCUUUCGGCAAAUAUAUCAGUAAACCCCUUGGGUUUUUCGUCACACUCUAUGCGACUUUAAUUACGCUGUUUGGUCUGGCUUGGGUGCUGUUCUUGAUCGGCUGGAUCUAUGUUGGCCACCGUCAAUUCUACAUUGAAAAUAUCAUUGAUAAUGUGCUUGUCGCCCUUUUUGCCGUCAUGGGCGAUGGGCUUGCACCAUUUCGGAUGGUCGACACCUACCACAUGAUCUUCAUCGCCCACUAUCACCACCUGACGUGGCGGUUACGACGAGAAAAAGGCCUCCCAAAGCUGCACGACCAUAACGACCUUCCUCGUCCGCUUGAAAAGGAAGUGGAUCCCGAAACUGGCAACCCUGAGGAAUCCGAGUUUUCGGUCCUGAACCGCAAGCAGCAGCAAAAGUUGAUCCACCACCAGGCCAAAUUCUCCAAGUCGCACUCCUUCUACAAGCCACAUGAGACGGGCACGCAUUAUGCAUUUCCGCUACGACUACUGGUGGCCAUUGUGGUACUGUUGGAUUGCCAUUCGAUGUUCCAAAUCGCCCUUGGCACAUGCACGUGGGCCAUUGACUACCGCACACGGCCUCAGGCAUUGACGGCUACAAUUCUUUCGUGCUCGAUUACCUGCAACAUCACCGCAGGUGUACUAAUCGCCGUUGGCGACCGCAAAACUCGAAAGAAGGAUGUGGCCGAGAUGUUGAAACGGCAAGAACUGACCACGGCUGCGAUAGAGAAGGUGGAAAAGCAUAGAAGGGAGAGAGAGGAACGGCUGCGGCAAGCAGAGAACCAGGAGAAUUUCGAGGUAAUUGAUGAAGAGACAGCGGAGCAGAUGAGGUCGGAAUCGCGUCCUCCCCAUUAG
Capronia epimyces CBS 606.96 is the source of this 2019-nucleotide messenger RNA. RefSeq lists its product as uncharacterized. The transcript is spliced from 4 exons. Bases 1 to 2019 code for a protein of 672 amino acids. The record is from RefSeq and is a predicted model, not a curated record. Lineage: Eukaryota; Fungi; Ascomycota; Eurotiomycetes; Chaetothyriales; Herpotrichiellaceae.